Molecule: messenger RNA, 1851 nt
Organism: Oreochromis aureus
Lineage: Eukaryota; Metazoa; Chordata; Actinopteri; Cichliformes; Cichlidae
Gene: rimoc1
Product: chromosome 12 C5orf51 homolog
Exons: 6
Coding region: 174-1007 (277 amino acids)
Biological process (GO): mitophagy
Source: RefSeq, a predicted model, not a curated record
CUAUCUAAAAGUACACGUAUGUUUACAGUUUAAAGUUAACGUUUUUUUCAAAGACAGGGAUGAUUUACUGGUAUAAUGCUACGGCCGUGCGCGUGCAUGCACAGAAACGGAAAUUGAAAAUUCUUUGAGCACGUGAGUAAAAUCCGUGGCUCCCGUGACUGGUACUUUUAGUCAUGGCCGACGACUACAGACGACAAGGUUUCGAGUUGGAGAGAAGAAUAUUUGAGUUAGACAUCAAGUGUUCGAGUCUCAGAGCUGAAAAGCAAGAUGAUGACUAUUUACAGAAUGCAUCUGCCAUACUAGACAAGUUGAAAAGCUUUUACAGACAAGGAGGAGAGAGUAGCAACCUAUCCAAGCUGCUGCAGGAUUACACACAGGUGAUUCUAGACAUCACUUUUUAUGAAGAGAAUAAACUGGUGGACCAGGAGUUCCCUGAGGACUGUUCACCAUUUAAAAUUCAGCAGCUUCUUCAAGAUCUGACUGAACCUGAAGUUUUGGCAGCACGGCUUGCACCAGCACAAGAGGUGCAGUCUGUGUUGGGUUUAGAGCUGUUAGAAUGUCUCUACUGGAGACGUGGAGCUCUGCUGUAUAUGUACUGUCAUACCCUUCAUCAGCGAAAACAAUGGAUCAAGAAAAACAAGGAAACAUUCCUUAAGUGUAUUCAGGAAGGUGUGCGAUACCUGAUGCGGAUGCUGCAGGUGAGAAAUUCUGUGAAGCUCAAUGAUGGUGUGGUGCUACAUGACACUGCUACAGCAAACAUCUUAUCUGAAGGCAUUUUCUCAGACACACACCUGUUGACAAUGAUGUACAUUGGCGAAAUGUGUUUCUGGGCAGUCAAGUAUGAGGACUGCAGCGCUGACACUACGGAGCACAAAGAAGAUCGCCUCCAGUUUCGGGACAUUGGCACACAGAUCCUCAACAAAUAUGUGCUUGCCUGUGAGGGCCCUCUCCAAGGCCAGGGCUGGAACACAGAGAAUGCCAAGGAAAUCCUCAGUAUUUUACAGUGAAAAAUAUAGCUUCUCUGUUAAAAUUGCCCUCAGGAACAGAUCAAAGUUCAAUAUUCAAAUGUGUCAAUCCCAAAUAAAAAUGGAGCCCAUCGGAUGGGGUGCAGUCUUGUGAAAGUUUAUGGGGAGGCACAGGGAGAGAGUGAAUGUGAAGAAAGGAGAUGCUGGAUCAGUGUCUACAGGCAACCUAAUCCUAUGCCAAACAGCCCAGGCCAAAGCAGAUGAAUGAGAAGUUAGAGUAUAAGACAAGCAUUGUAAUAGGGCUGCACAAGAGGCUGUUGAAUAAUUAUUUGCCCUGGCCUGCUGAAAAAGCAGUGGCCACUCUGAUUCCAGACUGUUGAUUGGGGCACUUGUUUUGCUCUAAGAAUGUGUCACAAUAGCAUUAAUAUUACUAAAGAGGUUAUGAAUAAUAAAAAAGAAAAAUUGACCUUUCAUUUUAAGAUUGUAACAAGUUUAAAGAUAAUACAGCUGGAAAUGAGACAUUGCACAUUAACAUUUAUUUAUUGUUUUGUUGCCAUUUUUGUUAUGCUUUUAAUAUAUUAAAAUAGCAUAUGCAUUAUUUGAAUUUGUGUAUAAAGUAUACACACAGAAGGCAAAGAAAGGUGUUCGAACUGUUUGUCAGUGACGUAUUAAUGACCAAUUCAAAGUAUGUUCAGGUUUGUUCAUACCAGCUUUGUAAUGCACCACUUGUAUUUUCAUCUAUUGCAACUUCCAUUUUUCUGCAACUUGAAUAACAUUGAUAGUGUAACUAUUAAUAGAGAAACUGUGUUGUUUGGGCAAAAAAAAAUCUAUCAUUUUGUUUGUUUUAUGUCCUUGUUGACAAUAAACGUGCUUUGUUUUAAGAAAA